Messenger RNA from Cyclopterus lumpus (lumpfish), 4995 nucleotides. RefSeq names its product adenylate cyclase 7 (gene adcy7). Gene Ontology annotation, cellular component: plasma membrane. The record is from RefSeq and is a predicted model, not a curated record. Bases 622 to 3954 code for a protein of 1110 amino acids. NCBI's taxonomy places the organism in Eukaryota, Metazoa, Chordata, Actinopteri, Perciformes, Cyclopteridae. Gene Ontology annotation, molecular function: adenylate cyclase activity. The transcript has 27 exons. Gene Ontology annotation, biological process: adenylate cyclase-inhibiting G protein-coupled receptor signaling pathway; cAMP biosynthetic process; intracellular signal transduction.
GCAUCUUCACUUGGAGCAGCGCGCGGGGACCACAAGACGCGCUCGCAGCCUCUAUACCUACAGGUCAUUUAUGCUGAUUUCUUUUUUUCUUCUCCAACUGGACGUUGCUUAAAUCUAUCAGGCCUCUAAGGAGUGGAGCUGCUGAUGACCUUUGUCGCUGCCCUCCCCAGCUCCCGUGUUCCUCCUGCUCUUCUUCCUUAUUAUCCCUUUCCUCCCCUUUCUUAAACUCCCCUCCCCUCCUCCUGCGUAUCUCCCAGGCCCAGGCUUAUUACUCAAACCCACUGCAACGAGCAACACAGUAGCUGGCAAAGGAUGAAGCAGGUCUGCCUGCCAACACCAGACAGAGGAUAGAAGACACAAAGGGACCAGUGAAGGGGAGGGAGACAGAGAGAGACGGAGAAGGACGACUCCGUAAAGAGAGCUACAACGAAGCAACAACAUUCAAGAUGCCACGGCGAAGGAAAAACGCAAGUUUUACUUGAGCGUCCAUGAGCUAGCAAGGGGGCCCCUAACAGAUCUGAAACUGUUGACUCCUUCUUCACCAACUUCUGGCUCACACACUCUCCUGCUCUCUCGGGCUCCAUGUUAACACCUGAUAUGCCUCUGUAAGAAGCGUGAGCCAUGCCAGCCAAGGGGAAGUACCUGUUGAACGACCAGGAGCUGAAAAAUGAGGCGCUGUACCGCAAAUUCUCUUGCAUCAGCCAGUAUCAGCCGCUGGUGCUCCUGCUGGGCCUCUCCAUGCUCUCCUGUGGGAUCCUCCUCAUCCUCUUCUUUGCCCUUCGACUGAGCGCAAAGGAUCACUGUGCCUUCGUGAGCGUGGUGAGCGGCAGCCUGUGUGUGUUUCUGGCCGUGUUUGUGCUGGUGUGUACGGAGAUGCUCUCACAGCGAUGGAGGCGUCUGCUGGGCCUGAUUGUCUGGGCAACACACCUCACCAUGGGCUACACCUUCAUCUUCAGCGGCCCCAUCAUCCUGCCUUGGGACCAGGUGCCUUUCUUCCUCUUCAUCAUCUUCACGGUGUACACCAUGCUACCAUUCAAGUUGUGGUACGCUGUGGUGCUGAGCUUCAUCACCUCACUGUCCCACAUCCUGGUCCUCACACUUUGCCUCACCAUUUACGAAGAUAACUACAAUCCUCAUCUUGCCAACCAGCUGCUGUCCAACGCGGUGGUGUUUCUGUGUGGCAGUGUGGUGGGAGCCUUCCAUAAGGUCCUGAUGGAGAAAACCCUGAGGCAGACCUUUCAGGACACCUUGAGGUGCCUGAGCAUGCGGAUGAAGUUGGAGAUAGAAAAAAGACAACAGGAGAACCUGCUGCAGUCCGUGCUGCCAGUCUACAUCUCCAUGAAGAUGAAGCUUGCAAUCAUGGAGCGCUUGCAAGACUGUAAAGACAAAGAGGAACAACAGCGAAUGGUCAAAGAUAACAACUUCCACAGUCUUUAUGUCAAGAGGCACGAGAACGUCAGUAUUCUAUACGCUGACAUUGUGGGCUUCACCCGAUUGGCCAGUGACUGUUCUCCCAAAGAGCUCGUCAUUAUGCUCAAUGAACUGUUUGGAAAAUUUGACCAAAUUGCCAAGGAAAACGAAUGCAUGAGAAUCAAGAUCCUUGGAGAUUGCUACUACUGUGUGUCAGGGCUGCCUGUCUCUCUGCCUAAACACGCUAAGAACUGCGUCAAGAUGGGCCUGGACAUGUGUGAAGCCAUCAAGCAGGUACGGGACGCCACAGGAGUGGACAUCAACAUGCGAGUGGGCGUGCACUCGGGCAACGUGCUCUGUGGUGUCAUUGGCCUUCGCAAGUGGCAGUUUGACGUGUGGUCGCAUGAUGUCACGCUGGCCAAUCACAUGGAGUCAGGAGGCCUGCCAGGACGAGUCCACAUCACAGAGGCGACUCUGAAGCACCUGAACAAGGCUUAUGAAGUGGAAGACGGCAAUGGCCACCUCAGGGACCCCUACCUAAAAGAGCUCAACAUCCAGACCUACCUGGUCAUUGAUCCCCGGUCUAAGGAUCCAUCAUCCCACAGCCGGAGCGCGCCUAAACCUCGGGUGAAUGACGGUCUGAAGAUGAGGGCGUCUGUGCGUAUGACCCGCUACCUGGAAUCUUGGGGGGCCGUCAAACCGUUUGCCCACCUUCAGAGUCGAGAGGGCUUCAGCCCGGACGCCAUUGUCAACGGCAAGUCCCGCUGCAAGGACAUCCCUCUACGACCAGCGCCCGGCUCCAAGAUCACUGAGAGCUUUGAUGAGUCUCUAGAGGAACCGUUCUCCUUGCCUACCCCUCCGUUCAGCAGCUAUAAGAACAAAUCCCAGAAGAGUAAGUUUGAUGAAGAGCUGCACAACGAGAUGACUACCACCAUAGACGAGCUCAGCAGCAAGCAGUGGUCUAAGACUGAGGAGAGCGGUAGCUUAGCGCUGUGGUUUCCAAAGAAAGAUUUGGAAAAACAGUACCGAGCCCUGGACUUGCCGAUGUUCAAACACUACGUUGGCUGUGCCACCUUCAUCUUCCUCUGCAUCUUUUCGGUUCAGAUGUUGGUCACAAAGGAUCGACAGAUGUUGGGGAUGUCAUUUGGAGUGUUGGUCUGUGUGCUGCUGCUGACCCUGGCCAUCUGUUUCGCAGGUCAAUUCCAGCGCCUGUUUCCAGAGAAGCUGUCGAGGUGCCAGUGGCUGCCAGCUGUGUCCGAGGCGGUGGUAAAGCGGCCGUGCGUGCGCCUCCCUCUGGCCACCGUCACUACGGCGGUCAUCGUUAUCCUGGCGGUGUUCAACCUGUGCUUCGUCCAGACUAGUGUGCCAGAAUGUUCCACGGCUAUCGAUGACCUGCGUCACACAAAUGAUUCCCUUGAGCAGGGAUUAGAGGACAUUUUCUUCUACCUGCCUUACUCCGUGUUCUGCUGCAUCCUCUCGCUCAUUGCAUGUGGAGUCUUCCUCCGGGUGAGCUUCGAGCUCAAAGUGCUCUUCCUCACCCUGGCCUCCACCGCGUACUACAUCAUCAUCCUCAACAUCAACAGGAAACUCUUUGUGGUCUACGGAAACGUUCUCCUGGGCUGGAACUGCAGCAGCAGAGAAGAUCACACCAUCGUGAGAUGGGGGCUCGUGAAACACCCCCAGGUGAUGAGCUGCAUUUAUAUCACCCUGUUCCUGGUCACGAUGCUCAUCAUCUCACAACAGAACGAGUCCUGCUUCCGACAGGACUUCCUGCUUAAGUAUAAGAACCGCACGGAGCAGGACGAGAUCGAGACCAGGGAGAACCUGAACCGCCUGCUGCUGGAGAACGUGCUGCCGGCCCACGUGGCAGCGCUGUUUGUCGGGGAGAACAAAAAGAACGAGGACCUCUACUACAAGUCCUACGACUGCGUCUGUGUGAUGUUCGCCUCCGUGCCGGAUUUCAAAGAAUUUUACACCGAGUGUGACAUCAACAAGGAGGGUCUGGAGUGCCUGAGGCUCCUGAACGAAAUCAUUGCCGACUUUGACGAGCUGCUGUCCAAACCAAAGUUCAGCGGCGUGGAGAAGAUCAAGACAAUUGGCAGCACCUACAUGGCUGCAGCCGGGCUCAGCGGGACGCCCGGUCAGGAGAACAAUCAGGACAGAGAGAGGCAGCAGGCCCAGAUCGGCAACAUGGUGGAGUUUGCCAUCGCUCUGAUUGGGAAGUUGGACGGCAUCAACAGACAUUCCUUCAAUAGCUUCAGGCUUCGUGUGGGCAUUAAUCACGGCCCGGUGAUAGCCGGAGUGAUCGGGGCGAGGAAACCUCAGUACGACAUCUGGGGCAACACGGUGAACGUCGCCAGCAGGAUGGAGAGCACCGGGGAGCUGGGGAAGAUCCAGGUGACGGUGGAAACGUCCGACGUGCUGCAUAAGCUGGGCUACUCGUGCGAGUGUCGGGGACUCAUCAACGUCAAGGGCAAAGGGGAGCUGAAAACCUUCUUCGUGUGCACCGACAUGAGCAAGCAGCAAGGUCUGGGUCUGAGCUGAGGCCCGGCCGCCACGGCCAACGCAACUGGAGACGGACUCACGCCGAGAGUUUCUAGACUCCACGAGUGUUGAGACGGGAACAGACUGGGAUGUUAAUGAAUGAAGACACGUACUCAGAACUUUGCCGUGUGUUGGAUGCGACACUGAAUCAACACUUUCUACCCCGGACCUGUUGGAACGCCUCAGGAUGUGAUGUCAGAGAUGGUCAGUCGUUCUUCUACAUACAUUUACGUCCAGCGAUCAGUCACUUUUGUACUUUGUGUUUUUUUCUUUAACUUAGAUGUUGUUUGCGAUAGAAGGAAAAGUGUACUAAUGCCAAAUACAGUUGUGUACUUUUUUUUGAAAGGCCUCUGGUCCUUUAAAAACAAAACAAUGGAUUCUGUUUGGAUCAUAAUUUGAAACCCAUCUGGAUUUCCUGUUUUGAGACCGGAUGGACAAACUGCUGUUACUGUGUAAUGAGCAUGACAUAUGGGAGGCGCCGGUUCAAUAACAGAAACGGGCUGUACAGAAGAUAAAUAUAUAAAUACAAUGUAAAAACUCUUUUCUUGCUCCUCUUUUUGGGACAUAUUCACAUCAAUAAAAAGUAGUAUGUUUCACUCUGGCCAAGCUGAAGAUCCUACUUACUGUAUCAACACAUUUGCUUUUUCCAUGUGAUCCUUUAGGUUACGACUGUGUGGUCAGUAAGCACCGUUUAACUUUACACACAUGAAAAGAUAGUUGCUGCAUUUCAAAAGGAAAUACACAAAGCAUGUACGUCAUCUGUAUAUUCUGCUUGUCUGCAUACAUGCUGCAAUGAGGGAAUCGUGUCCUUAAGUCUGCGUGACGCAACAAUCUGCCGGCCGUGAACUGGUUUUCUGGCUCCUGCUCAGAUGAACUGAUGUCUCUGAAACUUGAUUCGUCUUGUGGCCUUAUCUUUUGAAAACAUCUCUUUCUCUGUAAUUGUGGUUAGAUAAGAAUAAUAAUGUAUUGGCCUUUUAUGUGAACAAAUGUGACAUUGAAUUGUAUACAGCUACAGAAUGUAAUAAAUGUUUUCCUAAGUCA